AUGCUCAAGACAAUCUACCCAGACUCGUAUGCGAACUCCUCCGCUCAAGCAAAUGUCUCGAGUAUCACUUUUGCGGGCACGGUCGUCGGCAUGUUAUUCUUCGGAUAUACGUCGGAUCACUUUUCAAGGAAAUGGUCGUUGUUCACGUCAACUAUCAUCAUCAUCCUGUUCGCCAUCUUGGGUACAGCGUCGUACGGGGCUGGAGGUAGUCCGAGUGGACUGUUGACGGCGCUCGUUGUAUACCGUUUCUUCCUCGGAAUAGGUAUCGGCGGAGAGUACCCAGCAGGCAGCGUCGGCUGCGCCGAAUCCACCGGCGAACUCAAGCAAGGCACCCGAAACAAGUGGUUCAUCCUCUUCACCAACGUGCAGAUCGACCUAGCGUUCUUCAUCAGCGCCAUCGUGGCGACCGUCGUUGUCCUCGCUACAGGCGAAGACCAUCUACGAGCCGCCUGGCGCAUCUGCUUGGGCAUCGGAAUCAUCCCACCUCUUUCGCUGCUAUACCUCCGAUUGAAGCUACAGGAGCCCGAGGCAUUUAAACGAGAGUCGCUGGCCAAAGCGAAAACGCCAUGGCUGCUUAUUAUCAAGUAUUACUGGUUCCGCCUCAGUAUCGUAAGCAUCAUCUGGUUCAUCUACGACUUUAGCGCGUACUCAUUCGGUAUCUACGCAACGUCCAUCUUGGCCAAUCUACUAGGCGAAUCGGCACCGCUGUGGAAGAGUCUGGCAUGGAAUAUCCUGAUCAACUUUUUCUACAUGCCUGGUUGCCUUGCUGGUGCUUUCGUUGCGGAUCUGCCUUCCAUGGGCCCUAAGAAGACGCUGUUCAUCGGUGUGACUCUACAGGGUAUUAUCGGAUUCAUUAUGGCUGGAUGCUAUCCUUGGUUGAAUAAGCCCGAGAAUGUCGCUGGGUUCGUUGUGGUGUAUGGUGUUUUCCUUGCGCUGGGCGAGUUUGGCCCCGGUGAUAACAUCGGUUUGGUUGCUUCGAAGACAUGCGCAACAGGAAUACGAGGACAGUACUACGGUAUCGCAGCAGCCGUGGGCAAAAUCGGUGCAUUCGCUGGCUCCUACGCUCUCGACGCUCUGCAGAAAGCUGCAGGCGAUGAUGAGAUCGCUGCGGGUCGCAACCCCUUCUUUGUGGCUUCUACUCUUGCUUUUGUAGCUGCGGGUCUGGUGUUGCUACUUCCGCAUAUCGGCCAGGACACUAUCGAUCAGGAGGAUGUACGCUUCAGGGAGUAUCUCACGGCCAACGGUUACGAUACUAGUAGUAUGGGCUUGGGAAAGGUGGACACGACGGGUGCCGAGAGCGAUGAGAAUGGCGCUGUGCCUGUUGAGCAGACUUACGGGAAAUAA
Messenger RNA from Alternaria ventricosa, 1344 nucleotides. RefSeq lists its product as uncharacterized. Gene Ontology annotation, biological process: transmembrane transport; carboxylic acid transport. The transcript has 3 exons. The record is from RefSeq and is a predicted model, not a curated record. Lineage: Eukaryota; Fungi; Ascomycota; Dothideomycetes; Pleosporales; Pleosporaceae. Gene Ontology annotation, molecular function: carboxylic acid transmembrane transporter activity. The coding region runs from base 1 to 1344 and encodes 447 amino acids. Gene Ontology annotation, cellular component: plasma membrane.